AUGUUGGUGCGCGUUCGGAAGGAAGACGGCACGGUUGUACGGUUCACUGUGGAGCCGCAGACCACUGUCGGUGAGCUGAAGCGGGAGAUCUUGAGGCUCGGCCAUAGUAACCGCGUUGAUCUCGAGCUUCUUAAGGAUCCUUCACUCACAGAUUCGCGCCUGCAAGAUGAAACUGCUUCCCUGGAAGCCUGCGGUGUAACCCAUGGGGACCUGCUGGUCAUCGAACGCGACCUGCAGAAGCCUCCCAACGGCGAGUCGGUGUCAGCGCCUCCGUCUGGGGCCCGGUCACCCGCACCAAACGCGACAGCCCAAGGCGGCUGCCAGAACUCCACCGAACCUACCGCUACACCGCAGUACCUUGUGUCCUAUGCGCCAAGCGGGCUCUUCACUGAGAGCGAAUACGAACGAGCGUGCGAGGCGUACUCGCGUCUGAUGGACGAACGACGAAAGCGGAAACAGCACGAGUUUAUGGAGCGGCGAGGUCUUGGCGGCCUCAAAGGAAUGACAGUGGACUACCUGGAAUGGCUUGACGCCCAGCACUUUAGACUGCGCUCUCAGGAUGAAUCACCGUGUAGUCAGUGCUCGAUCGAUCGCCAGGCUGCUGACGCCUUCCAGUCGUAUCUUUUGCGCAUCCACGACUCGCAGAUGCGUUAUGGGAUUCUCUAUGGUGACGUUGUCGCCAGUGAGGGUCUGGUGAAAGUAGAGGCGAUUUUUGAGCCACCGCAAGCCGGAGACGCCGACCGGUAUCUUCCGCUACCCGAGAGCGAGGUCGCCAUUCGAGAAGCCGACACACUCGCCCAUUAUCUUGGCAUGCGGCGAGUUGGUUGGAUUUUUACGCACCGAGCCGAGGACCGCUCGCAUGCGCUGCAUGCUCGUGAUGUUGCCUAUGCGGCUAAACUGCAACUGGAGACUACGGCAUACCACCUGGCCGAGCAGGAGCGAGAUCAAACACCCGAGGCGUCUUUUGAUUGGUCGCGGUACUUUGUCACGAUUGCUGUUUCUAUCCAGCCUGACGGUCGACGACAUUUUGAGGCAUACCAGCUGUCUGAUCAGUGUCUGUUGAUGGCACAAGCGGGAAUUUUGAUGCCGGUGAGCGAUAGCGGUGAGCUUCACACGCUCGAUGAAGUUGUUGUCGAAGGCAAUCGCGUUCGCCGAGUCGACACGGACUUUUUCCUCGUGUUGGUACCCAUUCGCGACCAUCAAGGAUGGCUCCGCACUGCGUUUCCUAUUGAGAAUCGCGAAGUGGAGCCCCAGAGCAUCACUGAUGUACAGCGUGUGCUAGAAAGCGGCUAUGGAAAAUUUACAGAGCGAAUUGCAGACUUUCAUUUGCUUCUCUUUCUUUCUCGGAUCCUUGGUAUGGAGAGCGAUAUGCCGCUCCUCGCGAAUGCUAUCGUCGAGCGACGUGACUUGGAACCGGCUGAGUUGGGAUACCAGCUACUCAUUGAGAGUCUCCGUUGA
This is a messenger RNA of Cyanidioschyzon merolae strain 10D, 1458 nucleotides long. Its product is annotated as similar to nuclear import protein NPL4. Bases 1 to 1458 code for a protein of 485 amino acids. Gene Ontology annotation, molecular function: ubiquitin protein ligase binding; ubiquitin binding. The record is from RefSeq and is a predicted model, not a curated record. Gene Ontology annotation, biological process: ubiquitin-dependent protein catabolic process. Gene Ontology annotation, cellular component: nucleus. Lineage: Eukaryota; Rhodophyta; Bangiophyceae; Cyanidiales; Cyanidiaceae. The transcript has a single exon.